AUGGACGAGGUUGAAGAUUUGUUCGCUGGCUUGGGAUCUAGUGCGGAGGUCGCUGCAAGCAUCAACAAUGGAAACUCCUCCUUACUGAGACUCGUAGAGCAGCUCGGCCCUCAAUUAACCAGUCAAGAUCCAUCUGUUCGAGCUGCUGGAGUUCGAUUCAUGGUCCAAGUCUUGACUAAUUUGACUCAAGUUUCCAAGUCUCAUGAUAUUGCGUCCAUGGGAAGUGACUUUGCUGUCGGCUAUAUGCGUGUCAUGGAUGGCGAAAAAGAUCCUCGUAAUCUGCUGAUUGCGUUUGAUGUAAUGAGACAGAUCUUACUGUAUGUGCCCGUGAGCCAGUCUCAUUAUGAGGAACUUUUUGAUUUGAUAUUUGCAUACUUUCCCAUCACAUACCGACCUCCGCCUGGUGAUCCAUUAAAUAUCAGUGCUGAGGAUUUGAAGUUGGGUUUACGGUCUUGCAUUACUGCUACAAGUGCAUUUGCCUUAUUCGCAAUAACCCAACUCAUGGACAAGAUGUCAACAACUACCGGAACUGGAAAGCGAGAUACAAUGCUGACGAUCGCAGCUUGUAUUCCUGUGUAUGGACCUGACUCUAUUGCGUCCCAUGCUCUGGAUCUGUCUACAGAACUGAAAACUGAAGUUUUUCAAGCAUCGGACGAUGCGCACCAACAUGAUGCUCUGACAUGUGUCACUGCAGUAGCCAAAGGAUUGUCAUUGGCAACUGCUACAUCAUCAAGCAACCCAUUAGAAAUCUUCAUCAAUCCAAUAGUAGACGAUGCAAAUACAAAUUUAAAGGAACCCGAGUCCAAGUUUGCAAAACAAUGUGGAAGUUUACUAGAAGCCGUAGCAUCUGGCUCAGAUUCGGCAUGUACAUAUGUAGUAAAUCGGAUAUGUUCUCAAGUCGUGGAUCAAUAUCGGACUGAAACGGUAUCAAGUCGACAAAAGCCAUUGUUGGAUGUUCUAGUGGGCUUUAUAAGGGCGCAUCGAUUGGUUUACGAGUCAAUUGUUACUUCAGACAGUGAUGCUUCCGAAGCCAUGGAAGUUGACGAAAUCUCAAGCCCUCUGAUGCCCCUCAAGUCCGCAUUCAUCGAAAUUUUUACAACGUGUGCUUUAGACUCUCAUUCAUCACUAGCUUUGAAACUUUCAGCCGUUUCUGGAAUGCAGCAGUUGUUAGAGAGUCCUCUUCUGAUUCGGCCCCAUGAGAACAUUUUGGUUCUAUGUCUAACUAAAGUGGUUGUGGCCCCUUCUUCUGAAGUGGAAUUACAACGGUGUGCGUUGCAAGUCCUUGUGACAGCCAGUCAUCGUAUUCCUCAGGUUGUUAUUGAGUUCUCGUUGAAUGAUCUGAUACGUGGUCUGUCAGGGCUGCCCAACAGUGGAUAUGAUCGAAUUCUGAAUGCCAUCACGGAAUUGGGUGAAGAGACAGAUCCGUUCCAGGUAGCUUUGGAUGGUGUUUUUGCUGUACUGUCUAGGAGUCUCGAUGAGAUGCCUACGGAACUUCUUCCAGCGCAUCUUGAAUACACUCAUGCAUUGACUCGAGCCACCGUUACAUUGAUCAAAACCCGUUCCCGAUUUCAGCUUAAAACUCCUUCAGCUUCGAAUACCAUUGCUCAGCUCGAAACGUCUCUACUGAUACCGAUUCUCAAUCGAUGUAUUCUAGCCUCACUAAGAGAUUCUCCAAGUUCAGCUGACGUGGUGUUGGCUGAUGUGACUAGUAUUGAGUUGUUUGCCAACAUUGCUGGAUGUAUAACGCGAGCCAUGGAUGUUUCCCAGCAAACAUCAUUGUUGGACCGUAUCCUGCCAUGCUUCCUUGAGGGAAGAUUGGAUGUUUUACUUGGACAUGAUGUUUCGGACGCUAAAUUUGCUCCAUUUGAGUCAACCUCUCCCGCGUCACAAACCAACUUGGCCAUUGUCUUCUCAUCCAUAAUUAGCAAUGCCAGACCAAGUGUGAAUCUCUCUGUUCCCUCGUUGCCAAUCUUUUUGAAUGAUCUAAUAAAUAGAGUCGUUGCCAGCACCAAUAUACAGUUUGUGCUAGCUAUAUCGAAGGCCGUGGCGUCAAUUGUCAACAAGUGGCGAGAUGUGUCUGCCAAGAACAACUUUGCCGAGAGCAUUUCAGGCAGAGUCGCAAUUUUGCAGAAUACCUCAAUUUCAUUGCCUCAACGACUUAAUUUCCUCACCAUGCAUGUUUGGAUUACGACUGCCCUAUUGAGGCUCUCCGCAUCGGCUGGCUAUGUAUUAGCUACGCAAUUGGUAUCAUUACUUGAGAAUGUCGAUCUGGGACAUGAAGUGGCCAACCAUUUUGAGACUUUUGUCAAGGAUGACGAUGAAGGAGUACUGACCAGAGAUUCCUUUGCUACUGUUCAGCUUUUGUACAAACAACGUCUGUUCAAUCAUUGUGUCCCACUGUUGGUGUCUGGCUUUCAUCAAACCUCAAGCGAUCAAUCAUAUAAAUACCUCAUUGCAUUAUUGCAUCUCAUUCAAAACACACCCAAGACAGUAUAUUUUGCUCAACUCCCACAAUUGAUGCCGUUAUUGCUACGUGCUUUGGCGAGUACAGACCCAGGGUUGAAGUUGACAACUUUGGGUAUCAUUGAGACACUCACUAUUGAUGCACCAAAUAUUCUCGUACAACACAUAUCGUCGCUGAUACCACUCCUGUACGACUUAUGUCGACCUGAGCGUGCUGGCAAUCCUCCAAAGGUACGACUGGCAGGAGUGAGAUGUCUAGGAUUGCUUCCAGGAGCGCUCAAAUAUGAAGCUCUGCAUCCAUUCAAGACCCAAGUUCAACAAGAGGUUGGCAAGUUUUUGGAUGAUGGGAAAAGGAUCGUACGCAAAGAGGCCGCCAACACUAGGAAUAAGUGGUUUUUAAUGUUGGGAACCAAGACUGGUUGA
Molecule: messenger RNA, 2886 nt
Organism: Synchytrium microbalum
Lineage: Eukaryota; Fungi; Chytridiomycota; Chytridiomycetes; Synchytriales; Synchytriaceae
Exons: 19
Coding region: 1-2886 (961 amino acids)
Biological process (GO): iron-sulfur cluster assembly
Cellular component (GO): cytosolic [4Fe-4S] assembly targeting complex
Source: RefSeq, a predicted model, not a curated record